This is a messenger RNA of Durio zibethinus, 2037 nucleotides long. RefSeq lists its product as uncharacterized. Gene Ontology annotation, biological process: CAAX-box protein processing. NCBI's taxonomy places the organism in Eukaryota, Viridiplantae, Streptophyta, Magnoliopsida, Malvales, Malvaceae. Gene Ontology annotation, cellular component: membrane. The record is from RefSeq and is a predicted model, not a curated record. Gene Ontology annotation, molecular function: metalloendopeptidase activity.
AAUAUUUUUGCCGGAACUAUUAUUAUUAAGAAAAAUGAAUUUCUCGUUUCCAAACACCCCCUAAAAUUCUCUGAACCAGAAAAAAAAAAUAUCACUCUAGGAAACUGGAAAGUGUUUUCCGCCCUGGGCCUCAAACACAAAAUCACAAAGUAGGGUUUUUGACUUACAAUUCCCAAAUUCCUUGUAAAAUUAUUUCUUUUUAAUGCAAGUUGUUAGAGUUCUUUAAAUUAGGAACUCAUGUUGAGCUCCUAUUGCUCUCUCUCUCUCCCUCAGCGCCCAAUUCUUGCUCCUCCUCUCUCCAAAGUUCGGAUUCCAAACCGACCCGGUACCUUUUCUUUAACCCGGAGCUCCCGGAUCUUUGAAUCCAAUCCCAAUCUCACAAAGAACAAAUGGAAAAUUGCAUUCUUUAGGCAUGAGGGAUUCUCCCCAGAAAACCCAAAAUCUGAAUAUAUUGAGCAUUUUCUGCCUGAAGAAUUGGUAGAACCUGAGUUCGAUAAGUCUAGUGCUUGCAAAAGAGAUUGGAAAUCAACUCUUCAAGAGGCUGCAGAUGCUGUCUUGAGAGCAGUUGGUAGCAGGUGGACUGUACCAUGGACUGCAGAGACCAUUCUGCAGGUUAUGCUUCUCUGGGUAGCUGCAUUCUGGUUCAUUGGUUCUUGGAUGAUUCCUUUCGCUGCUCACAUGGCAGGGUUCAGCAAGGAAUCUCUAACAUUCAGAGGACAAGCCUUGUUCAGCCUUGUGACUGAUGUAACUGAAGGGCUUGCUGGGAUUGCAAUACUCCACCGCUGUCUGUCUCAGUUUCAUCCCCUUCCAUCAGAUUGGUUUAAAUUUAGCUUGAAAGGGAAGUGGCAUUUUGAUGUUGUGCUAGGCUGCCUCAUGUUUCCUGUUGUCAACCGAUUAUCCCAGUUCAACCUCAACUUAUUGCCCCUUAUGCCUUCUACGCCUGUAACGCUUUCCAGUGUUGAGCAGUCAAUUUUAGCAAGGGAUCCAGUAGCCAUGGCACUAUAUGCAAUAGUAGUUUCGAUUUGUGCUCCUGUAUGGGAGGAGAUAGUUUUCCGUGGUUUCCUUCUCCCUUCAUUGACCAAAUACAUGCCCGUAUGGUGUGCUAUACUGGUGAGUUCAGUCGCCUUUUCUCUGGCACAUUUUAAUGUACAGAGAAUGUUGCCACUUAUUUUCCUAGGAAUGGUGAUGGGUGUUGUUUUUGUACGGUCAAGGAAUCUAUUGCCAUCUAUGCUUCUGCACAGCCUCUGGAAUGGCUUUGUGUUCUUGGAUUUAAUGAGAUAAACGUCUUUGUCUUCUCGUUUUAGCCCUAUUGUUGGUUGAUCUUAUGCAAGUGAAGCAUAGGCUUCAGGUCAAUUUUCUGGGGUAUUCUUCUGGCAAGAAUUUUAAGCAUAUUCUCAAUGAUAGGGCAAGCUACUUCAUUGUAUCAGCAAUACAAUUGAAUGCCCAGAAAAUUUGUACAGCUACACCAACUGAAUUCUGCAAGUAACACUCAUACAGCAUGCUGAUAGGCUAUUCAGUUGAUCGAGCAUAGCUUAACAGAAUUCUUCUAGUGUUUCUGUUUGUCUUUGAUUAUAUCAGGGACAGUAAAAGCAACAAAGGGAACGAAGAUUAUAUCUCUAUUUUGGCUAAAGGCAAUCUUCCUUCUCGGAAUUGUAGAACUGCAUGUUUUAAUUUGUUAGAUGAGGACUUUUUCUCUUUCUUUAUGGUAAAUAACAAUUAUGUUUGGCUACUGUUGCCCUAGUAUUUGUCGUUUUCAACUAAUUAUAAAGUGCUUUCACAAUUUGAUCCUUCUUUGGUGUUAAUGAGCAUCCCCACAAAUCACUAUCAAAACCCAAAAUAGAGGACCAAGUACAUCAAUGCUAUACGACUCUUGCAAUGGUGCAUGUGAGAGUGGAUUGAUGACGCAAACAGUGUUAGCUUGUGCAGCAUCCUCGGGUCUUGGGAGAUUGCCUUCAUAUUCGCGGAACAGUUUCAAUGGGGGACCAUCCAUCUCUUAUGUACAUGGUCAAGUAGAUGUCAGAGCCUUUGGCAAUGGAU